AUGCAUAAUUUAGAAGUUCUGCUAAUGGCAAGGUCAGCUGUAACAAGGUUACCUGGGGCUAUUGGGAUGUUGGGGAAACUCACCAGAUUAGUUGCCACAGGUUGCAAAUUCCUGAAAGAAGUUUGUAGCGAUAUUGGGGAAUUGUCCUCAUUGAAGGCCCUCCAAUUGUCAGUGACUGGUAUUUAUGGCUUGCCAGAAAGCAUUGGUGAGCUUUCUUGUCUCCAAGUCCUUGAUUUACUGGGGUGUGACCAGCUUCAAUUGCUGCCAAACCUUCCCUCUGGCUUGAGAACUCUAGGUCUCAGUUGUCAGAGUCCUACAUUGCCAAUCCUUUCCAACCUGAUAAACCUAAAGGAACUCAGUGUCACGGGAUGCAGUGCACUUGAGUGCCUCCCAGAGCUUCCCUCUGAACUGUUGAUGCUUUCCAUUUCAGAAUGCAGAACACUUGAGUGCCUCCCACAGCUUCCCUCUGAAAUUUUGAAGCUUUCCAUUACACGAUGCCAAAUGUUGAGAAAGUUGCCAGAUUUGUCAAACUUGAAGCAUCUAUCAAAAUUGAUGCUAGCGACUUGCUCUGAAUUGAGAGAAGUCAAAGGUCUGGAAGGACUAGCACUGCUAACAAUGUUGGAUGUACAGGAGUGCCCAAAAUUUCCUAGGCUUGAUAAGGCCGAAUGUUUGGUUUCUCUGAGUUGCGAGAAUCAAUUUGAAAUUCAAGUUCUUAAUAGCUUCAUGUUCUUGGAAGUUUUGGAUCUCACUGAUUGCAUGUCUAUGGAAAGACUGAACCUUUCAACUUUGAAGCUUUUAAGGAAAGCAAAUGUCAGGAAAUGCAAGAAUCUAGUCAAAAUUAGUGGCCUUGAAAACUUGGAAUACUUGGGAAGGUUGGAUAUCUCUGAGUGCACGUCCAUUAAGGGACUGGAUCUUGCAAAAUUGAAGUAUCUGCGAUAUUUAUGCAUUUCCAAAUGCAAGAAUUUAUCUGAAGUCCAAGGCCUUGAUUUCUUGGAGUACUUGGAAGGGUUGGACAUCUCUGGGUGCACAUCCAUUGAAAUGUUACCUGACCUUUCAUGCUUCAAGACCCUGAUAUCACUGAAAAUCAACCACUGUGAGAAACUACGUGAUGUUCAGACCCUGGAGAAAUUCCCAUCCUGCCGAUGGCUAUACAUUGAUGGAUGCAAGUCCAUAGUGAAACUGCCAAACCUUUCCAAAUUUGAAGGUUUGGUAGAGUUGGUCGUGAAAGAUUGUCACGUACUUCUGGAGAUUCCAGAGCUCAAAGAAAUGAGCUGUUUAGCAUUUAUAGAUGCGUCCAGAUGCAAGUCCAUCGAGUAUCUACCAGAUUUGUCAUUGUGCAAGAAUUUGAAAUGUUUGGUCGUGAGAGACUGCGAGAAACUAGCUGGGCUUGGAGACCUCCCAAACUCACUCUGGCAAGUGGAUAUUUCUGGAUGCAAGUCACUCCAAAUGAUAUCGGAGUUACAUGGAAUGCACGUCAUACAGAAUUAUGAAGAACCUAUGCAGCAAUUCUUGUAUGACGAGAUCACUUUCUGGCGAUAG
Messenger RNA from Eucalyptus grandis, 1539 nucleotides. Its product is annotated as putative adenylate cyclase regulatory protein. NCBI's taxonomy places the organism in Eukaryota, Viridiplantae, Streptophyta, Magnoliopsida, Myrtales, Myrtaceae. The record is from RefSeq and is a predicted model, not a curated record. The coding region runs from base 1 to 1539 and encodes 512 amino acids. The transcript has 2 exons.